AUGGCUUGGUUAUCACGCCUCUCCGCCGUCGCGGCUCUCGCGACAACGGCACUCGCCGCAGAAGCAUCAACAUCAUCAGCAAAAACUCCCGCUGCCGAGCCUUGUGCACAGAUUGCCGCCUUGGUUAAAAAAAAUGUGAACCUAUUUUCGAGUGAGCUUGGACUUGCUUGCUUGGAAUCACUACCUUUCAAGUCCGACCUCGCAGUGAGCUUCGUCGACGACUACACCAAAUAUCUUCAAUGGCAAUCCACGAGCGAGAUUCUGAGAGAUCCGCCCAAAGGCUCUGUCUCCUCCACCAUCGACCUCUUUGGUGGCAUGGCAAACAUUCGUGAUAGGGCAGCCGCGGGCCUGUACAAGUCCCAAUACGACUUUGACCUCGACUUGACCCAUCUCAUUGGCUUUGCGAAUGAUGGCCAUCUCGCUCUCACGCCGUGUUCAUUCGGCGCCAUUGCCUGGGUUAGCUCUCUUUCUUUAGUUUCACUCUCCACUGAUGGUGUCGCUAUUCCCAAACUUUACACACUGGGGGACGGCGAACUCCUAGCAGCUGGAAACACAGACGUAUCCCCUGUGAUACUCAUCAACGGAGUUGGUGCCGAGGUGUAUAUCGAGGAACUUUCCGAGAAUGUCGGUCUCCAGGACGCCGAUGCUCGAUACAAUUCCAUGCUGGCCAACGUGCCCAUUGGCCGCGAUGGCUCAGAGAACGAUGGCGGCUUUUCCUUCUUCCAAUCAUUCCCAGGCGUCCAUGAGUUCAACGUGACACAUGCCAAUGGAACCAAGGCUUCUUACCCUCUCAGCACAGGCGCGCUGUCAGCACUCGGUAGCUUCACUUUCCAAACUGGCGAGGCGCUGUGGGAUGCCAUCUGCGACCCCAAGUCUGCUAAGCCCUCGAAGAAGAGGUCUGUCGAAGAGAUUGUCAAGAACAUUAAGCGAGCGGAUGAGGCAGCACAGGAGAAACCCGCACCUGAGACAUACCCCAAGCCCGUUGUUAAGGAUCCCUUCAACCUGUUGGUUGGAUACUUUCCUAAUGAUGCAGAACUUAAAGACGUUGCUGUCUUGACUGUUCCUACCUUUUUGACCGCAGGCGGUGGCCUCCCAGAUGACCAGAUUAAGAACUUUGCUCUCGAGGCUCAGGAUUUUGUUAAAAGGGCUGUCGCUGCCGGCAAGUCCAGGAUCAUCAUCGACGUCACCAACAACGGCGGUGGUGUUGUCGACUCGGGCUUCGGCUUGGUCAGCAUCUUCUUCCCCAACAUGACCAUCUUCUCGGCAACCCGAUUCCGCUCUGUUCCUGCUACCCAGUUUAUUGUCGAAACCGUCAGCCGCGUCAAGAAUCCCUCCGACAACUUGCUGCUGACUCAGUUCGACUUCUUCGUCCCCGAAUUGGUCCAGCCAGACCAAAAGACUACGUUUAAGACCACGGCAGAUUUCCUGGGCCCCUUUGAGACAUUCGGUGUCCCCUCAACGGCCAUUGUCGCCGCCAACGACUUUGACGAAACUGACCCCAACUCCGCCCCCAUCAACAUCUUUGGCCUUGGAGGAGGCCUCAAUGGAACGGAGCCUCCUUUCAAGCCCGAGAACAUUGUCAUUCUCACUGACGGCCAGUGCUCCUCAACCUGCACCGUCUUCAUCAACCACAUGAUUCCCUAUGGCGUCCGUGUUUUCGCCGCUGGUGGUCGCGCCCAAAACGGUCCCAUGCAGGGAAUCGGUGGUGUCAAGGGCAGCCAGGUUCUCGAACUUGAAAACAUCUCACAGCUUUACGACGAGGCCAAUGAACUCGUUCAAAACGCCACCAACGCUAAGAAGCCUCUGUUUACCGAAAAGGAAUACUCCGUGUUCUCGGCUGCCAUCCCUCCUCCCCUGGACAAGCUUCCCUUCAGAGUCAGCUCAGGAUCAGUCAACUUUAGAAACGCAUUUGCUCCAUUCAACGACCAGGUCCCUACCCACUUCAUCUACCAGCCCGCCGACUGUCGUCUGUUCUACACCGCUGAGAUGCUUGGCAAGCCUGAACUGCUCUGGGUGAACGCCGCCAAGGCCGCCUGGCACAACGGCGCAUGUGCCUUUUCGGUCGCGCCUACGAAGCCCAUCAAGUCUGACGAGGCCGCCACCCCAUCUUCUGGAUCCUUAAAGUCUGACCCGACUACUACGGCGGCUCCUCAGCCAACUUCUACACACUCUUCGGAUGACAAACCCGCGGCGUCCGGUGACACGUCGUCUUCGAAGAAGAAGACCCUGUCUCCAGCCCACAAGGCUCUUGGCCUGCUGCUGGCCAUGGCUGAGGGACUGAGGCCCCAGGACUAA
Molecule: messenger RNA, 2295 nt
Organism: Trichoderma breve
Lineage: Eukaryota; Fungi; Ascomycota; Sordariomycetes; Hypocreales; Hypocreaceae
Product: peptidase family s41 domain-containing protein
Exons: 5
Coding region: 1-2295 (764 amino acids)
Biological process (GO): proteolysis
Molecular function (GO): serine-type peptidase activity
Source: RefSeq, a predicted model, not a curated record